AGGGGUUUGAAAUAUAUCUAGCAUUUGAUUAUUUUCUGUGACAAGUGGGCACGGUCUUGCCACGUUGCCAUGGGUCUCGUGUGUCUAAAGAACUAUUUCCAAUAGUCCAGCUGGCUCUCAGGAAGCUAGACGACCUGUGUGUCUCACCUGUGCUGUAAUCGUCCGUUUCUUUUCAUUCAUCCAUCGUGAUUUUGGUCAAAUGAGUUAUGGUAACCCCACUGUCUGAGUAGUAUCAACCUCCCACUCAAUACCAUCAGUGUCAAUUAUGUUGCUGCAUAAUUCAGCAGAAAGAUGCCUAGGACAAACUUGUAUGAUAUUGAUUAGUCUCAACACAUUUAAUGUACAACUUAGUUCACAAUAACUGCACCAAAAUGCACAGCUGCAACCAAAAAAAAACGUCCACUAUAAAUACAUCUAAAGGUUAUUUUUACAAUUAGCUGAUUGCACUAUUCUGUCACAGACAGUACACAAAUCAAAUGUUUAAAAAGAUAAUCAAUUAGAAUGAUAUACUAUGUAGAAACACUGAUAAUCACAUUGGAAAAGCUAAACCAGACAUUGUUUGCUGUUGUUGGUCAACAAAUAUACUUAUAAUGAAUCAAUACCCUAAUCAUUUUUCAGUUCAAAUUGGAAUCGCUUAACCAUACCAUUUGAGGAGCAGCAAGUACAAACCCGCAGGUCACCUUCAAUUGCUAACAAAUGCAUCUACAAUAAACAUGGCAUUUAAGGUGACAGAAGCUGGCCGCAUGUAACUAAGACACUCACACAGGUGUUGUUGAGUCUUUAAUAGACAUGCAUAUGUGCUGUAAUAUGAGCGGACUUCGACUCUAGCGCCAUAUCAAGCCGACACAGCUUGCAGGAGUGUCCCUGUGUGUUGUAAUCGUCUUGCUGUUUGAGCUUUGUCUUCAGUUUAUUGUGCGUUUAUCAGGCCCUGAGAGUGAGUAGACCAGUCCAUGUUAUGGCUGAAGUGAGGGGGAUUAUCUCCGCACAGAGAGCGUACUGUUCCCUUUCUGUUUCUCUGUCUCACUCAUAGUUAAGCGCUGUUGUUUACAAUAUGUGAUGGAACAUAGUCAUGAUCCAGUGGCCACCAAAGUAGCAAGGAACAUAAUGAAGGUUUGAAACCUCAAACAAGGGAUGGAUGCACGAGUAGAGCGCUCCAGUUUCUAGGAACUAUUAUAACCCAGUUUCUAGAUCUAACAAUCUCCUUGUUUACUUCUUCUACCGAUGCCUGUAAGUAAGGCAGGGCUCGCAGUGUUCCAGUUUGAGAAGGCCGCAAUCCAUGGAGUAACCUGAUCCAAACAUUUGGAUGGAUAUAGGCUCUAUUGGAUUAUCAAUGUUGGCAGGUGAUAAUCCCAUGGAUGCCACUUCGGGUCAACAGAUGACAAUAUGGUUGAUUAUUAAUCUUGCGUAAUGGUUCGGUUUAUUAUCAGACUGUAACAGUGUUGAAUCAGGUGUGGAAUUAGUGCUGGAAAAUCUUGGCUAACAACACAUUAGUCCUACUUUAGGGGUUAUAGUAGAAUUUAAAUGGUUUAGUUGAUCAGGAAAUGAGACUGCAACAAUUCUGAUAAUCAUUUGUUUAAAGUUGUAAACAAGACUACGUCAACUUGUUUGGUUUUCAGAUUCCCAGUUGUUGUAGCAUAUUUAAUAUCUGGGAAGCUGGAAGAAGUUUGAAUCCAUGAAGUCAAGCCCUGAAGCCAAAUCAUGAAUCACAAUAAUCAACGGUAAAGAAAUCAUGUUGGGGUUUGGAGAGCAGGAUUAUUUGAAAUGUCAGUUGUAGGCAGCCCUAGUCUGGAGGAAAGAGUCUGAGUUUGCGGGCCUGGGGUCCAGAUGGAGACUCUUGUAGGUGCAUAGAGUCGGGGGUGAGGUUCCCCCCCAGCUGCUGAGCACCAAUAGGCUUUCCCCGAGCGGACUCUGCCAGGCAGCAGUGGGAGGGGACACCGAGGGAGGCCCUGUCCUCAAGCAUAGGGACAGAGGCUCGGUCAAAGUCACCCUGCGAGUCUCCUUUUCUCAGUGUGCCCCACGCUCUGCUGACACCAACCGACAGCUGGGGGGAUAAAAAUAGCCCUGUGAAGAAAAGUGCAGAGCCCCGGGGCAAAGAGCGGCACUGGAAAGGUGCCUCUCUGUAGUCAAAGUCAAGAGGGGGAGUCAUCGGGUGGUCACGACUGAGUUCUUCCUCUGUUCUCUUGCCUAAUUGCUGAUGUAAAGCAAAGGGGGCUGAUUACGAAAUAAUGGAUUGUUUCAAAAGUUCAACUAGAAGUUUUUAGGACCUUUCUGGUGAUGUAAGCCAGCACCCUUUUAUAGCUCCGUUUAGUUUGAAUCGUGAUGCUCUCUUUUAAUCUCACUGAAGAUUGCAGCAAUAAACAAGACUUAAAACUACGAAUUUUGUGUCAAAGGAUUCCCAAACAGAGCUGUCGUCCACUCCAGUUAAAUAAAGUCAAAAUGAAGUGUAAGACCUGGUUAAGUUAACUCCAAGUCAAGACCAAGUUCAAAAGAAAAGGUCCAGAGAGAAUCCAGUCCUGGUUAGGACACUGUAGGCAUAGUGUGUUUCCAGUGCUAAUCCUCUGCUAUGCUCGUGCAUACACAGCCUGAUAACAGCUCACUUCGGUUAAUCCAUGCAACAUUGUAGUCAACAAACUAGGAAUGAUAGUUUUGAUGACAAAUAUAUUAGAGUUUAAAGUAGAUCACUGGCCCUUAAUACUUACUUGAGUUAUGCCAGUCCAGAUUGAGCUACUGCAGACCUGUUUCCAAAACUCUAACACCCAUCCCCGGUUUGAUAUCACACAAAAUGAAGUUGGAAUUGAAGUCCGACACUUUGAAAAGUCUGUAAUCAGUAAAAAACACACACACACACACACAGUUGAAAGCUAUCCGAGAUGAAUGCAUCUCAACAUGGUGAAAUAAUCCAGUAUCAGACGGUGCGAUACGACACUUUGCCUCUGUCCCCUAUCUCCAGAAACAGACUCAAUGCAGUAAAGAGGAAGAUUCUGGUUCUGGACCUGGACGAGACGCUGAUCCACUCUCACCAUGACGGGGUCCUCAGGCCUACAGUGAGACCUGGCACGCCGCCAGACUUCAUCCUCAAAGUCGUCAUUGACAAGCACCCAGUCAGAUUCUUUGUACAUAAAAGGCCACAUGUUGACUUCUUUUUAGAAGUGGUGAGCCAGUGGUAUGAGCUGGUGGUUUUCACAGCCAGUAUGGAGAUCUAUGGCUCAGCAGUGGCAGACAAGCUGGACAACAACAGGAACAUCCUGAAACGCAGAUACUACAGACAGCAUUGUACAUUGGAUCUAGGUAGUUAUAUUAAAGACCUGUCUGUAGUACACGAUGACCUGUCCAGUAUUGUCAUCCUGGACAACUCGCCUGGCGCUUAUCGUAGCCAUCCAGACAAUGCAAUACCCAUCAAGUCCUGGUUCAGCGACCCUAGUGACACAGCACUUCUUAACUUGCUGCCUAUGCUGGAUGCACUAAGGUUCACCGCUGAUGUGCGCUCCGUCCUCAGUCGAAACCUCCAUCAGCACCGACUCUGGUGAUUGGCUGAAUCCAGAGGGGGCGGGGCUUGUUGACCGGCCUCUUCCUCUCUGCCGGCCUCCGUCCUGCCCUCCUGUCCCACACAGAAGGCCCAGCAGCCCCCUGUGAGCCCCUCGGGCGCGUCCUGAGGAGACGAGGGCUGGGGUGACCGCCUAACAUGGGACGAACAGUACGGGAUCACCAUAGCCCACAGAACUACUGAGGAGGGUGGGGAGGGGCCAGCUUGUAUUUUUUUUUUUUUCUUCUUGAUUCUUGAUUUUUUUUUUUUUCUCAAAAGAAAAACGGAGCCUCUCUGCCUUAUUGCUCCUGAUACUGACUGUGCGUGCGUAUGGAGGUGAGCUUGUGAGUCGGAGUAUGCUUGCUGAGUUCGUUAGUCCUUUUUAAACUCCUUUGACAAUUGGGGGGGCGGGGGGGGGGGGGGGAUCAGCAAAGCAACAAAGACAAUUCUACAUUAUUUCUUCAUCAUCAUCAUCAGACAUUGCACUUAAGCAGACAAUUCAUCGUUUAGCUGUCUUAACCUCUCAGGGCAGCUGAGCAGGGGAAAUAGAAACCGCCCUUCUUUUAGAUCCACGGUAAUUCAUUGAUUCCUGAGGUACGUUUUAUUUUCCUGAAUGGAUCAACUUCGACGGUAUCAUUCGUGGACUUCUGCUUGCAACACACCAUCACACAGGCAUUUUUUUCUGGACAAAUAGCCGAGCGAACCCUGAGAUUUUUGUUUUUCUCAGCCAUAACCAUCAGUCUUUCCUCGAAGCUCCUCACAGGACUCAGUGACUGAAUAAAAGAAUGGCUUGUAACGAUACGUGGACUGCCGUGCCGCCUUUCCAUGUCUGAUUGUUUCUCUAUUAUAAUAUGUGAUAAUAUGACUUCUGCAUACCAUGACAUUUCGCUCUCCCCUUCGCCAUCUGAUGCCAUCCUGAUUUCACCGAAUAGGAAUUGCACUUAAUUUUUUUUUUUCCCUUUCUAUUUUUUGUUGCAGUUGGUUUUGUAUUUGAUUCAGAUUUACAGCCUUCCUCUAUCAGUUUCUACCCGCUCCGAUAACUGUAUGGGUUCAACUACUAGACCCUCCUCCGUCUUUAAAAUGCCUUCUGAACAAUGUAAGUCCUGUCAAGGCUCACACUGGCUUCUUAUUGGCUCUGUCUCCAGGUCUGUGUUACUAAUAAAACACUUGUCAGUAUCGAC
Gymnodraco acuticeps is the source of this 4704-nucleotide messenger RNA. RefSeq names its product CTD nuclear envelope phosphatase 1A. Lineage: Eukaryota; Metazoa; Chordata; Actinopteri; Perciformes; Bathydraconidae. The coding region runs from base 2871 to 3527 and encodes 218 amino acids. The transcript is spliced from 8 exons. The record is from RefSeq and is a predicted model, not a curated record. Gene Ontology annotation, molecular function: protein serine/threonine phosphatase activity.